CUGGGUGAGUUGUGCUUUUUUUUUUUAACCAAUUUGUUAUAGUGUUUAGUCAGUUCUAACAGGAGGGUUUCUUUCUCUGAUUACGAACAAAGUUCUGUCGCAUAAAAUUAAUUGCAAAUUUGCUUUUCACUUCAGCUCUGAUGAGCAAUUUCAUCCAGUCCACAACUGUUCAUCAAGACACUGCAUUUAUAUCAGCUAAUGUUGGAGACAACUUGACUUUGAGAUGUUUCUAUGACAGUGAUGCUGUAAAGUAUUACUGGUAUAAACAAACACUCGGACAGAAGCUACAACUUAUCUCUAAUGCCUAUAAGUUUGAUAAAAGUGUCAAUUUUCAUGAUGAAUUCAAGGACAAUCCACGCUUCACACUGGAAACCAAUGCUGGUAUGAAUCACCUAAAAAUCUCAGAUGUACAACCUUCAGACUCAGCCACUUACUACUGUGCAAGAGAUUAUUUAUUUAUGUUUGAAUUUGCGGAAGGAACUAUUGUCAGUGUAAAGGGUUCAGGUUUGAACAUCCAGGCUUUGGUCCAUCAGUCAGAAUCUGAGACCAUCCAGCCAGGAGGCUCUGUGACUCUCAACUGUACAGUACACACUGGGACCUGUGAUGGAGAACACAGUGUUUACUGGUUCAAAAGCUCUGAAGAAUCUCAUCCAGGACUCAUUUACACCCAUGGAGACAGGAAUGAUCAGUGUGAGAGGAAACCCAACACAACACACACCUGUGUCUACAACUUGCCAAUGAAGAACCUGAAUCUUUCUCAUGCUGGGACCUACUACUGUGCUGUUGCCUCAUGUGGACACAUACUGUUUGGAAAUGGAACCAAGCUGGACAUUGAAGAUGAAGACUCUCCUGUCUCUGUGCAUUUCCUGGGUGGAGCUGUCACAUUUACCACCAUUCUAAGUGUUUUACUGGCUUUCUCAGUGUGUGUGAUAAACAACGGAAGAAGCUGCCUUUGUACAGAGUCUUCUGCAAGAUUUUCUGAUCCCUCCGAACUCAACACAGAGGAGAACAAGAUCAACAGGAGAAGACGACAGAAGGACGACACCUGCAGUGAAUGUGUGUACUUCAGUGUGAGGCAGUAG
This is a messenger RNA of Lates calcarifer (barramundi perch), 1082 nucleotides long. RefSeq lists its product as uncharacterized. The record is from RefSeq and is a predicted model, not a curated record. Gene Ontology annotation, biological process: response to bacterium. NCBI's taxonomy places the organism in Eukaryota, Metazoa, Chordata, Actinopteri, Centropomidae.